Molecule: messenger RNA, 1853 nt
Organism: Helianthus annuus (common sunflower)
Lineage: Eukaryota; Viridiplantae; Streptophyta; Magnoliopsida; Asterales; Asteraceae
Product: MLO protein homolog 1
Exons: 14
Coding region: 95-1753 (552 amino acids)
Biological process (GO): defense response
Cellular component (GO): membrane
Source: RefSeq, a predicted model, not a curated record
CUCGAUCCACUUGUUGUUUACUUCAAUUCAUGCUCAUUCUUGUUUGUUCCAGCCAGAAAAGAAAAAUCAAAGAAAUCUUGCCGGUCUGAAUUGAAUGGCGGUAGCAUCUCCGUCAGAGAGGUCAUUGGAGGAAACACCAACGUGGGCGGUGGCAUUGGUUUGUGCCGUCUUCAUAAUCAUUUCAGUCAUCAUUGAACAUGGGAUUCAUUCACUAGGCAAGUUGUUCCAUAAAAAAAACAAGAAAGCAAUGAUUGAAGCCUUGGAGAAAAUGAAAGCAGAGCUGAUGCUAUUAGGGUUUUUAUCAUUGCUAUUAACGGUGGGUACAAAAUACGUUGCCAAAAUAUGUGUUCCUGAAAAGGUCGGCUACAAAAUGCUUCCAUGUAAAGUGAAAGAUUACGAUGAUAAAAAGAAAGGCGGUGACGGUGAUGACGAGGGUGAUCAACACCGGAAAUUGCUUUCUUUUAGUGAAGAAAUGAUAUUCCGACGAGUUUUAGCCGGAGCCAGUGACAGCGGAACUACUUGUUCCGAGGGAAUGGUUCCGAUGAUAUCAUAUUCGGCGGUUCACCAGCUUCAUAUAUUCAUUUUUAUUCUUGCCGUCUUCCAUGUCCUUUAUAGCGUCGUUAUCAUCGGCCUUGGUCUUGCCAAAAUGAAGAAAUGGAAGGCUUGGGAAGCAGAAACUUCUUCUUUGGAAUACGAGUUCACAAACGAUCCUGCGAGAUUUCGAUUUGCCCAUCAAACCUCCUUCGUUAAGCGUCACACUGGCCUUUCUACAAAACCCGGAAUUAGAUGGGUGGUAGCCUUUUUCAGGCAAUUUUUCGGAUCCAUAUCCAAGGUGGACUAUUUGACAAUUCGCAAUGGAUUUAUAAAUAAACAUUUUGCUCCAAGUAGCAAAUUUGAUUUCCACAAGUACAUCAAGAGAUCCAUGGAAGAUGACUUCAAGGCAGUCUUGGGUAUAAGUAUCCCACUUUGGAUGUUCUCCAUCAUCUUUCUCCUUUUAAAUGUCCAUGGAUGGCAUGCACUUACUUAUCUCUCCUUUGUCCCUCUCGUGAUUCUUUUGUUGGUGGGUACAAAACUUGAACUAGUGAUCAUGGAAAUGGCUCAACAAAUUCAAGAUAAGGCAACAAUUGUUAGGGGGGCUCCGGUGGUAGAGCCGACCAACAAGUUCUUUUGGUUCAAUAACCCUCAAUUGGUCCUUUUCUUGAUCCAUUUCACUUUGUUUCAGAAUGCAUUCCAAAUGGCAUUUUUCUUGUGGACAGUGUAUGAAUUUGGGAUACACUCUUGUUACCAUGAGAGCAUGGUGGGAAUUGGCGUUCGAGUUGGUUUGGGGGUGCUUGUUCAUAUGAUGUGUAGCUACAUCACAUUCCCUCUCUACGCCUUGGUUACACAAAUGGGAACUCACAUGAAAAAGUCCAUAUUCGAAGAGCAAACCACCAAAGCUCUAAAGAAGUGGCAAAAGGCUGCCAAGGAAAGGAAGAGGUUGCGAGAACUUGGUGGUGGCGGGGGAGUUGGAGAUAUCUCUAAAUCAGACCUAAUGAGCCCUGAACAUACGCCAAGUCGUGGUUCAUCGCCAAUCCAUCUCCUCCACGGCCAAAAUCACCGAUCUUCCAUGGCAGAGAGUGAGAUCGACAUUCCACCUUCUCCAAGAUCAUAUGCUUCAGAGACGGAACUCUCUGAUAUGGAAGCUUCAUAUCAUACUCAAGAUCGUCCAAAGAAUAUGGAUCAUCGGGAUUUCUCAUUUUCUAGAUCAUCCUAGGGUCUUAUUAAGUACAAUAUUACAAUGAAACAACCGUUACAUUUCUUGAUUUUUACUGGUUAUGCUUCCACCAUUCAAAGGAUAAUGUGUAUUUCCCUAA